GACGUACCUCCGGCGCGUCAUACACACGCGACCCAAAUAAACCGUCGUCGGUAGCUAGCUAGCUAAAUGUCGCCGUUAACCAUGAACGGCUAUUUUAUCAGAAUGAAAGCAGCAUUUUGAGGGUGACAAUGAUUUCGGUGAGCUACAUUCUGUUGUGCGGACAGCUACUGCUGCUGCUGGCGGUGAUUCUGUUACAAUGUCUGGAAGGAAUUCAUUCCCAAAACUCUUCGACAUCGGAGACCCCCUCCGCUUCUCCUGGGCAGGGAGCUACCGCGGUCCCGUUCAGCGAGCAGCCGCCGGAAAUCGUCGUGAAAUACGAAAUACCGGUGGAAAACGGGAAUUAUACAGAGCCCUAUGAGUACAAACCCCCGUCACCGGUCGUCCUCUGCAGCUACCUACCAGAGGAGUUCAUCUACUGUCAAGAUCCCGUCGAUCAUUCAAUGAACCACAGCGCUUUUCAGGAGAUGGGCCACGGUUGUGUCGGGUGGGGGGGCCAGACUCAGAAAGAGGUGAACCGCACACGGGUUAUCUGCACCGCCCUCGACGAUAUUGAGUGUGCCGGACCCAGAGAGUUCCUCAGAGGAAACGUGCCCUGCAUCAAAUACACCGGCCACUACUUCAUCACCACGCUGCUGUACUCCUUCUUCCUGGGCUGUUUCGGGGUGGACCGCUUCUGCCUGGGCCACACCGGCACCGCCGUCGGGAAGCUGCUCACCCUGGGCGGCCUGGGAAUCUGGUGGUUCGUGGACUUGAUCCUGCUCAUCACCGGCGGCCUGAUGCCCAGCGACUACAGCAACUGGUGCACCUACUACUGAGACGGACCGGCAGAGUGGGACUGAGGACUGAGUUAAAUAUUGAGAACUCCAGCGAUGGGGCCUCGGCCGGCCAUAGUAAUGAACCUGUGGGCUCUUCGGGGCAAAGUGGAGUCCAGGGACCUCCUGAGGACUCCUAGAGGGUUCCCAGGAUCCUCCCCAGAAUAAUGAGAACUCAUUUAAUUAUAAUUUAAUCCUUUGGAAUGUCUCCCAGAAUGCGUAAGAAUGACUAUGACACUCACAGCGUUCCCGAGAGCGACCGUGGCGACAGAUUGAUGAUGAUGAUGAGAUGAUGAGGAUGAUAAUAAUAAGAGUACCAAACUGUCAACUAGGGUCUCUUUCACACCUGCAGACCCGCUCGUAAGGUCUGGACCAGGGACAUAUUCUUGCCUUUCUGUCCUGGUCUGCCUCAUGAUGGCUUUGACUUGACUAACACACAAAGUAGGUCUGGAGUACUAGUGAUGUGUCGGGGAAAUAAAACACUGCACUCGUAUAGUGGCAUGAUGCGUUACCGUGGUUACCCGAUGGUUUGCAUAAAUAGAUGCAUUGCUUAUAAGAUUGCGUAUUUGACCGUUGACGAUCAGUAGAUGGAUCUAUAAGUAGUCUGUGCUAAAACGAACACAUCUCGCAUCAUGACUUCA
Molecule: messenger RNA, 1453 nt
Organism: Anoplopoma fimbria (sablefish)
Lineage: Eukaryota; Metazoa; Chordata; Actinopteri; Perciformes; Anoplopomatidae
Gene: tm2d2
Product: TM2 domain containing 2
Exons: 4
Coding region: 129-815 (228 amino acids)
Source: RefSeq, a predicted model, not a curated record